Messenger RNA from Dujonia railenensis, 3597 nucleotides. NCBI's taxonomy places the organism in Eukaryota, Fungi, Ascomycota, Pichiomycetes, Serinales, Debaryomycetaceae. The record is from the annotation of a GenBank genome assembly.
AUGAAUUUAAGCUGGUUGAUACUACUAUUGACAACGAUAAAUUUGGCAUACACUAUAGCAUCACCCAAGAUUGAACGAAUAAAUGAAGUAGAAAACACAAAUGAUAGGAAUAAGCCGAAACUUAACCAGCAACAGCUGGCACAUCACAAUCAAGAUGAUCGCCUGAAGCUAUUGCCCCUUGAUUUAAGAUCCAUCAGUGACUGGAAGUUGACUGAUCUUCUACUUAUCAGUGACAUCGAUGGGAAUCUACACGGGAUAGAAAGAAACACGGGGACCUUACUCUGGACACUCCCUAUAGAUGAUCCCUUGGUGAAAAUCUCUACCAACAACUCCGAGCCAGGAUCAGAGUAUUCACUGACCUCGAACAUCUUAUGGUUUGUAGAACCGUACGAUGAAGGUUCGCUUUACUACUUCACGCCCAAGUUUGGGCUUAACCAACUCCCCACAAGCAUAAAGAAUUUAGUUCUAGAAUCUCCCUUCUCACUCAGUGGGGAUGACAAAAUUUACACAGGAUCAAGGAAGACCUCCUUAUACACCAUCAACAUUCGUACAGGUGAAGUUACAUCUAGCUUUGGGAGCGGAGGAGAGCAAGUGUGCCCUGUUCCAAACAUUUACAAACAAGGACCACCAAAACACGGCAUUGACAUAGAAAACGAGCAUGACAAUCAAGAAGAUGAAGACGAUGAAGAGCAAGAUACAAUUAUGAUCGGAAAGACAACUUAUGAGCUCUCCAUACACCUGAAGGAAAACACCAACAUAGUUUGGAACGUGACCUAUUCCCAGUGGGGUCCAAACAAUAUAGACAACGAUUUAAUUGUUCAAAACCAACAGAGUAUAGACAAACUCUAUUUCACCCCCUUUCACGAUAAAUCACUUUUGGGUAUCAACAAGGACUUGGGAACACCGGUAUGGAUAAGUAGAUUGCCAUCCCUUGCUGUUAAUGUAUUUGACGUGUUCGAAUCUACAAAGAGACAUACCGAUAGCUCCUCAUCUUUUGUCUGUUUGCCUCAUCCAUUGAAAGUGCUCAAUGAUCUUCAAUUGUCACAGGAAGAAACCAAUGUGAAUGAGGACAUGGUAUUUAUCAACAAGACUGCUGGAAGCAACGAGUGGUUCGCCAUGAGUUACCAAAAUUACCCGACUUUGAUCAAGAGUGCCCCAGUUUCAGCAUUUCAAAGCUUCUUGACCAAGGAGGGCUCAAGAAUGCCCAAUAGUGGUGGGGAUUACUUGAAGAACUUGCAAGUUUCAGGAAACCUAGAGAAUCAAAAGGAAGUUGAAAAUUUAAUAAAUGGGAUUCAUAAAGUUUUUAAAUUGAACCCAGAGAACUUUUACCAGCCAAAACUGAGAUGGGACGACAACGAAGCAAUUACAAGAGCAAAUCAUCAAAUUGAAGGUAGGAAAGGGAAACAUUCGGCCAGUAGGACAAGAUCUGAUGAGAUUGCAAUUGUCAGCGGAGAUUCAGACUUGAUCACUACAGAGGUCCCAAAAAUAAUGGAUGGAAUUUGGUUUCCUAAUGCGCAAUUGGAACCAGGAAACAACUUACUUCUUUUGGAUGGAGAUAUCUCGUCUUCUUCUAUAUCCACUAAUAGGCCACCAAUCCCUGCUCCGCAAUUUUAUGAGGUGGAAGAAGAUACGACCACUGUUAAAUCCUUGAACUUGAUUAAAAGGAUAUGCGAAGACAUUAUUGUUAUUUUGGUUCUAUUAGUAUUGUUGAUGUCUUUCGGCAGAUUAAGUAAAUUCGCGAAGAAUUUUGCAAAUAUCAUCUUGGGCAGGGAAAAAUCAAAGGUUGAUGUCGAUGAAGUAACUGAAAAGGAAGAACAGAAGGAUAAAGAUAUUAUAAGCGGUGAAAAGGCUUACAAAUCGGACCAAUCGGAAGGUACCAAUGUCAAAUCAAUUUCUAUCGAUGAAACAUCAGAAGAAUCAUCCAAUAACGAUCUAUCCACCUCUAAAAAGGUGACAAUUGCAAUACCUGGUCUGGAACCAGUAGAUCCCCAAGAUCCAACCUUAUUGGGUGAUGACGAUGGGCAUGACCCAUUAUCCAAGAAGAAACGUAAGAGAGGGGCUAGAGGUGGUAAAAGAGGAGGUAAGUCUACCAAAAAGAGCAGUAAUGGCGUGGAAGGAGACGAACAAGACAUGGAUGUCGAGCAACCUCACAUCAUAAACACAACAUCUCUUAUAAAGGCUGUUCCAGCAAAUAUUCCCGUUAAAAGGCUCCAAAUCGAAAACAAUCUUAUUCUUUCAGAUAAAGUUUUGGGAUAUGGUUCUCAUGGUACUGUUGUGUUUCAGGGUACUUUUGAGAACCGUCCUGUCGCUAUUAAAAGAAUGUUGUUGGAUUUUUUCGAUAUAGCCAGUCAUGAGGUCAGACUUUUACAAGAAAGUGAUGAUCAUCCAAACGUCAUAAGAUACUUUUGCUCUCAGCUGAGUGAACUGGAAAAAUUUUUAUAUAUUGCGAUAGAACUAUGCUUGUGUUCUCUUGAGGAUAUUGUUGAAAAACCUACAACAAUUAAAAUACCUUGCAAGACGGAUCAGGGUAAGCCUGUCGUUAAUGAAAUGUUGUUGCAGUUGGCCAGUGGGUUGCAUUAUUUGCAUCUGCUUAAGAUUGUUCAUAGAGAUUUAAAACCUCAGAACAUAUUAGUAGGGGAUGCCGCUACUAAAAAUAAGAAGAUUAAACUUAAAGAAUCCGAAUCUAACGGAGAAAGUGCUUCAGAGAUCAGACUAUUAAUCUCUGAUUUCGGGUUGUGUAAGAAGUUGGAUGCAGACCAAUCAUCUUUCAGAGCCACCACGCAACAUGCUGCUCUGGGAACUUCAGGCUGGAGAGCUCCAGAAUUAUUGUUACAUCAUGACUUGCUAGAAAUCUCGCCUGAAACCGUUGGCUCAAUACAUUCCACUAAUGGAGGCACUAAUCACAGCGUGACCAGCAAUACAAAUGGUGGAGAUAAAGGUGGCAAAAGACUUACAAAGGCAAUCGAUAUCUUUUCUUUAGGCUGCGUUUACUUCUAUAUCCUUACAAGAGGUAGUCAUCCAUUUGGCGAUAGAUACCUCAGAGAGGGGAAUAUUAUCAAGGGAGAGUAUGACAUUUCACUUCUUAAAAGUGCUUGUCCAUUUGACUGGGUGGAAGUUACGCAUUUGAUUUCAUCAAUGAUUGCUUAUAAUCCUAGGCAAAGACCGGACACCUCAGAGAUAAUGAAGCACCCAUUCUUUUGGAGUCUGCACAAGAAGUUGGAAUUCCUUUUGAAGGUUAGUGAUAGGUUUGAAAUUGAGCGUAGAGACCCACCUAGCGAUCUACUUUUAAAGUUGGAGUGUGCAUCUGAAAAGGUCUGUAAUUUGGACUGGCACUCUAAGAUGGAUGAGGAAUUCUUGACUAACUUGGGUAAGUAUAGGAAGUACCAUACUACUAAGUUAAUGGACUUAUUGAGAGCUCUUAGAAACAAGUACCAUCACUAUAACGAUAUGCCACCAAGCUUACAGGAACAGAUGAGCCCAUUGCCUCAUGGUUUUUACAAUUAUUUCAAUAGCAGGUUCCCAAAUAUAUUGAUGGAGAUAUAUCUGAUUGUUGAGGAGAAUUUGAAAGAAGAACAUAUAUUUCAGGAGUAUUAUUAA